AUGUCUGACAAAUCUAUUCAUCAACCAGAAGUUGCUAAACUUAUGGGCAAAUUAAUGCGACUUGCUCAAGGAUGUCCAGCUCUACCAGUUGCUACCAAAGAUGAUAAAUUAUACAUGGUCUAUUGUGAUCCACCACGGAUGGAUUCUAAGGACGAGGAAGACGGCAUAUGGAUUACAGUUGACAGAAAGCUCACGGCAACAUUUGGUAUAGAUGUCAUCAAAAAGAAUCUCAUGCAAGGCUCUCUAGGAAUUGAGUUGGCUUUGAAAUAUCUCAGCAGGGCCCGCGAUCACCCAACCUGGACAGCCAAUUCAGAGCAUCUCCUCAAAUACAAGAUGGAGAUGAUCGCGCAGGAAUUGAUAACUGGAGCUUCUGAUUUCCUUGAGGAAGGGCCGAUAUCCACUGAUGAAGACAAAAAUAAAGCUAGGAAAUCGAGUGAUUGUAUCUCAACAAACAAAUCUCACGGCACAUCAACGGUCAUGAAACGUCGAGUUGUUUCGCAGCCUGAUGUUGAUCCUGAGGCCUGUCACAGUCAACCUAAAAAACCAGCUGCCAAACGCCAUCAACUCGAUACACCUGAAUCCAAAGAAGAUACGAUAAUCAUAUCUUCAGAUGAUGAAAUGACCCAACCACAUAAAAGUACUAGCAAAAUUGUAUCGGCUCCAAAAAAACCUCCACGUGUCUUCUCCCAAAUUGAGAAGGUCAAUCUUGUAUUGUCAGACGAUGAGGUCACUCAACCACACAACAUCAGUAGCAAUUUUGUAUCAGUUCCGAAAAAAUCUAUAUGGCGCUCUUCCAAAGUCGAUAAGGCCAAAAAGGCUGUGAACGUCCUCAAUAACUGUCCUUUAUCUACACCUGAUGCCCCUUGCAACCAAUGCAAGAUUGAGGUAAAUUCAGCGGACAAGGAAUUUCAAUGUCAUUGUGGUCAAAAGACAAUAGUUUUACGUGGUGGGCGCACUGAGAAAGUGCUCAGUCAUUGGAAGACUAAGGCAUGUACACAGAAGACAUCUACAUUACGUUCAAAUGCGGUGUUGGUUGGAUUUCUGGCUAAAUCAGAUGGAGACAAACAACAGGUCAAACGCGGCUUUGUUGAGAUCAAUUGCCCUGGUCUCACCGAUGCUACAUGGGAUCGACCACAAGCAAAACACUCAAUCCGAUAUUUUCUUGAACAUACCUGUAGUAUCUAUCGGGGAAAUAAUCAACACCGCAUAUGCCAAGAGCUUUUUGGGAAGGAUGCUAAUGAAAAAACUCUUUCACCCGAUGAAAAAGCUCGAUUGAUGACUACACUCGAUGCUCGAGCAAUAUGGGAGGUCAAACGUCAUGGAGCACGCACUGGCAAGGGUUUAUUCAAAGAUCGUGAAGCGGUUCAAGGGUUGUUCAAGAGUGUUGCUGUGCGAGCGGAGCGUGAGCUGGGGGGCAAGUCUCUCCGAGGAAUGCGGGUCGAUCCGUAUCUAGACGACUGCCUCACGACUCUAGGAGCAAUGAGUCGCAGUGCACUCAAUCUUUUUAGCAAGACUUUUGCAGGUCGAACAGCCCAAAGUCAACGUAUGAUUGAGGCGAAAAGUGGAGGAAAGUUGGAACCCGAAAUACAUCCAGCCAACUUCCAUCAAAUCGCCAAGAACCUUCAAGAGUUGGGGUACGCUGGACCAAUCUCAGCUGCUUCUGAUCAGACAGUGUGUGUCAAGACACUGCGACAUCAUAAUCAAUGUCUAGUUGGUGCGGAGGGAGGCGACAAGCCAUUUGAAAACGAUGAAGAACUUAAGAUACUUAUGAAAGACAUAGUUGACAAUGACAAGUUAUGUUCAAAGAUUCGAGCUUACACCAUCCAGGUGCCGUUGCCAAAUAUUCCAACUUAUGUAGUAGCUCUCAUAGCUAGUUGUUCAAAGGAAGGAGCAAAAGAUAUCGCAGACGAGCAUGCAGCUGUUAUUGAUCUGGCACACAGAUCUGGAAUCAUGAUCAUUUCAAUGGGAGCUGAUGUACAUGUCAAAGUGCCUCUGUUUGGAAAUCCUCCUCGCCCAGUUGUGGCUGUGCAGGAUCCUAAGCAUGCUAGAAAGACUGGAGCAAAUCAACUUUUAUCCGGUUCGCGCUUGCUUGUCAUGGGAAAGUAUACCAUCACUAUCCAACAGCUUGCAGAGAUUCUCAAGAUGCCCAAUAGUCCUCUUCUAGCAAAGGAUGUAUUUGAUAGUGAUAAGCAAGAUGAUGGACGAGCUUUUCGAACUUUAUCUGCACCUACUCUUUCCGCCUCGCUUUGCCUUGAAUCAUCUACAGGCUUGACAAUUUUUCUCUUCAUCACUGGCGAGUUGGUCGAUUCUUGGUUGAGUAAGACUAUGGGACACCGAGAGCGCAUACGCUCUGCAUGGACUGCCGGAUUCUUCUUACGACGAUGGAAAGGCUACCUUCAAAAACGCGAGAAAGAGACAAAUGACUACUAUCCAGACUAUCCAUUUUGUCCUUGGAAGCAUGGAACUGAAUCAUGCGAACAUGUAUUUGGAUGGAUGCGAGUACUUUCACCUCGCUUCUCUGUCCUUGAUGCUCGGUUCAUGAUGCCAAAGAUUCAUGCAGUGGUUAAAAGUGUAAUGAGUGGCAAAAUAAAGAUUCCUCCUUCCAAACAUAUCCACUCCGGUUAUCAAUAUGCUUUUGGCGACGAGGGAAGCUUAGAAACAAUCAAACACCUUCGGACUUACCCAACUAAUGCUGAGAUCUCUGAGGAUCUGACCAUUGCCAAUCAAAUUGCAAAUAGUCUAGCUCAUUUAGCAGGGAUGGGUCCAUUAGAUCCCAAAGAUGAUGACUUACCCGCUGAGGAGGAUGAUCUACCUUCUGAUGAUGAAGACCUUGGUCCAUAUAUGACUGAUAGUUCACCUGACAUAUCAACAUGCGCAACUAAAGACUACCGUGUUCAUUACGCUUCCAAGGCUGGAGACUUUUCCGAGGAGGUUGCUUUUGCCAAGGCUGCAACAUUAGCAAAAGAGCAGAAUACACUUGAUCUACUACUUGAUCAGGUGCCUGAAAAUUUCGAAACCAAAGCGAUUCGGAAUGCAGCCAUGUCUAUCAAAAACUUGAUGAAUCCAUCUGGUAUGUAG
Messenger RNA from Melampsora larici-populina 98AG31, 3078 nucleotides. RefSeq lists its product as uncharacterized. The coding region runs from base 1 to 3078 and encodes 1025 amino acids. The record is from RefSeq and is a predicted model, not a curated record. NCBI's taxonomy places the organism in Eukaryota, Fungi, Basidiomycota, Pucciniomycetes, Pucciniales, Melampsoraceae. The transcript is spliced from 9 exons.